This is a messenger RNA of Hypoxylon trugodes, 1753 nucleotides long. RefSeq names its product putative replication factor protein. The coding region runs from base 414 to 1562 and encodes 382 amino acids. The record is from RefSeq and is a predicted model, not a curated record. Gene Ontology annotation, biological process: DNA-templated DNA replication; DNA repair. Gene Ontology annotation, cellular component: DNA replication factor C complex; nucleus. Gene Ontology annotation, molecular function: DNA clamp loader activity; ATP binding; DNA binding. NCBI's taxonomy places the organism in Eukaryota, Fungi, Ascomycota, Sordariomycetes, Xylariales, Hypoxylaceae. The transcript has 4 exons.
CAUGUUCCGGUUUAUUUCGUUCUACGUUUAUUGGUACACAAGUGAAGUAUACAUCUUUUUAUGAAGAAUGCCCUUUGUAUUCUACGUCGGAGCGGGAGAGCUCAGUAUGACCGCGCAACCAGGUGGGGGAACCACUGAUUGGGCCCACAAAAGAUCCCUACCUGUUCACGCCGCCUUCUCUUUUCACAUUUUAAUUGAUGGCAGAAUUACCUGCAAACCAGAAAGCGCGUUCAUCACGCGUCGGUGGAGACAUCUUUUUGUAUUCGCACCUAGGUAACUGCAGAACCAAAUUGACGUUAAAUCGAUAUUUAACUUUGUAUGACGUCUUAACAUCGCCGAGUAUUUGAUACACUACCACUCAUUUCGACUAAGUUACCCAUUGGGGAUUCUUUAAUAUCUCGCACCGAUCCAGCAUGGCAAGCUUCUUCGAUAUUAAGGCCCGCAAAGCAGCGGCGGCAAAUGGUGGGGGAGCUUCGAAACAAGAAGAAUCGAAACAGAACAUCCGAAAGCAACCAUGGGUGGAAAAAUAUCGACCGAAGACCCUCAGCGAUGUCACAGCUCAAGACCAUACUGUGAAUGUCCUUCAACGAACACUCCAAGCCUCCAAUUUACCUCACAUGCUCUUCUACGGCCCCCCAGGUACGGGAAAGACUUCUACAAUCCUCGCACUAGCAAAGGAGCUCUACGGUCCGGAUAUGAUGAAGUCGCGUGUCCUCGAACUCAACGCCUCCGACGAGCGUGGUAUAUCUAUUGUACGAGAGAAGGUGAAGGAUUUCGCACGUAUGCAACUCACGAACCCACCCCCCGGUUACAAAUCCCGUUAUCCGUGCCCACCUUUCAAGAUCAUUAUCCUCGACGAGGCGGAUAGCAUGACACAAGAUGCCCAGAGCGCUCUUAGACGAACGAUGGAAACGUACAGCAAGAUAACACGAUUCUGCUUGAUUUGCAACUACGUCACUAGAAUUAUCGACCCCUUGGCGAGUCGAUGUAGCAAGUUUAGGUUCAAGAGCUUGGAUCAAGGCAACGCGAAGAAGAGGCUGGAGGAAAUUGCCCAGAAGGAGGGUGUUACACUUGAAGAUGGCGCCGUUGAUGCGCUUAUCAAGUGUAGUGAGGGUGAUUUGAGAAAGGCAAUUACGUUCUUACAGAGUGGUGCGAGAUUGGUGGGUGCUAUUGAGAAAGAGGAGGACGGAGACAAGAUGGACGUCGAUGAAGACACCAAGAUUGUGUCGGUCAAGAUUAUCGAAGAGAUUGCUGGUGUUAUACCGGACAAGACUAUCGGAUCGCUACAGAAGGCAAUGCAACCCAAAUCCGCAGGGGCGACGUAUCAGGCCAUUGCAAAGGUAGUCGAAGAGAUGGUUGCAGAUGGAUGGAGUGCUGGACAGGUCUUAACUCAAUUAUACCAGUCGGUCAUACAAGAUGAGAUGAUCCCGGACGUGAAGAAGAACAAGAUAACACUCGUCUUUUCAGAGGUCGAUAAACGAUUGGUGGAUGGUGCUGAUGAGCACCUAUCCAUUCUGGAUCUUGCGCUGAGAAUUUCGAACAUAUUGGCUGGAAAGGGUUGAUUGCGAGAUCCGACAUAAUGAUAAUACCAAGACUAAUUUUAGAUGAGAGGUGUAUUUCAUUACAUGAUGAGUAUCAUAGCACAUGGCGUUAGGUUCACAAAAUGUAGUGGCGUUGUGCCAUAGAGUUCUUCUAGGUAGCUAGGAAUUGCUCUGAAUUAAAAGGCAAAGCCUAAAUGUAAAUGAAUUCAUUU